AGAGAGAUGAUAUGUGGAGUCCAGUCUGGGGGAGAGGAGAAAGCAGCUCGUCUUGCAUCUCUAAGAAAAGCACUAAGAAACCCAGAGACCCAACAAACUUUCAUUAAAUCAGAGAACAGCAUGCACAUGUUGAUCGGACAGCUCAGCUCUCAUAAUGCUCAGUGCCAGCUGGAAGCCGCACGCUGUCUGCAUGAGCUGUCUCACUCUACUCACCCCAGUGUAGGGCAGGCCUGUCUGCCUGCCGGCCCGUACCUCCUCACUUACCUUUCCAGUCAGAGCACCAAGCUAACGGAACUUUGUUUAUACACUCUGGGAAAUCUGUGUCCUGACAGCGCUGUGGUGAGAGAGAAGCUUCUAGCUCAGGGAAUAGUUUCUGCACUGGCAAACUGCAUUCAAAAUCAGAGGUAUAAUCUGGUGGUGGUGGAGGCGGUUGGCUUCACUUUGUCUCAACUGUUACAGGUGAAAGACACAAAUGAAAAAAUCAUCCCAGCGGUCAUGGCUUCAGGAAUAGUCCCUCAUGUGAUCUCAGCGUUGACUCCAGAUCCUGAGUUUGGUUAUGGGCCAGCGACUGAGUGUACCUGGUGUUUGCACUAUUUAGUCAGCAGUAAUUCGGAUAACUCAAUGCUGGUUGCUCAAGGCGCCCUCUCUCAGUGCAGUGCUGUUUUGAUAACACUAGGAAGCGCUGUUGCUCAAGGAAACCUUGAGGGUGGAAUAGAGUUGGUAAGUCAAUACAGCAAAACAUUUUAUACCCACAUCACGUACAUACUGCACAUCUGGGUUAGGAUGAGAGUAAUUUUGAAUUAGUGUGUUCACUGAAUAGAAACAUUGCCUAUUUAUAAUUCAAUUAUUAAUGCUUUUAUAAUCAAUGCUUACUAUUGCAUUAUUUUAUGAAUUUCACAAAAGCAAGUCAUAUUUAAACUU
Molecule: messenger RNA, 921 nt
Organism: Sinocyclocheilus grahami
Lineage: Eukaryota; Metazoa; Chordata; Actinopteri; Cypriniformes; Cyprinidae
Product: transmembrane and coiled-coil domain-containing protein 6-like
Exons: 6
Coding region: 7-804 (265 amino acids)
Molecular function (GO): protein binding
Source: RefSeq, a predicted model, not a curated record